Camellia sinensis is the source of this 486-nucleotide messenger RNA. The record is from RefSeq and is a predicted model, not a curated record. NCBI's taxonomy places the organism in Eukaryota, Viridiplantae, Streptophyta, Magnoliopsida, Ericales, Theaceae.
AUGGCAAAAUCUACCCUUCAAUUGCUUCUCUUGAUCCUCCAUGUCUUGUACAUUUUCGAUACAGGUGAGUCUGCAGCCUUGGAAAAUAUUGUUAAGGCCCGCACUGCGUUGUCGACGAGCUUAGCAACAACUGGAUCUGUAAAAGCAAAUAUGUUGAUGCUAAAAAACCUUAAGGGACUCAAGGCCACAGAUUACAAAGUCUUGAAGGAUUGCUUGGGUCAUGUUGAAGAAAGUGUGGACAAACUUAGCCAAUCAGUACGAGAACUUAAGUUCUUAGGUCAAGUCCAAGGUGACAAGUUUUUCCCUCACCAGAGCCAUGUACAAACUUGGACUAGUACUGCCUUAACUGAAUUAAACGAUUGUGAGGAAGGAUUGUCAAGAAAAGAUCUAGAUGGAAAAAUUAAGGACUCGAUACGGGGACAAAUCACUAAUGCUAAGAAACAGAUUAGUAAUGCACUAGCAACAAUUAACCAAUUGGCACAAUGA